CACACGAAGCUUCUUUUUGACAUUUCAAGCGCUGUCCACAGCAUUAAAAUAAAUUACUUUUUGUGAAAACAUAUAAAAAACAGUGCAAAAUGCGCCCUUUAAUGCUGCAAGGACAUGAGCGUUCUAUAACGCAAAUCAAGUUUAAUCGUGAGGGUGACUUGCUGUUUUCAUGCUCAAAGGAUCAAAAGCCUAAUGUGUGGUAUUCGCUGAACGGUGAACGUCUGGGUACGUACGAUGGCCACCAGGGCGCGGUUUGGUGUUUGGACGUUGAUUGGACAACAUCAAAACUUAUAUCGGGUGCCGGUGAUAUGACAACAAAGAUUUGGGAUGUUGAACACGGUACUGUGAUUGCUUCGAUCCCUGCCAAAUCUUCUGUGCGCACAUGUAAUUUUAGUUAUUCCGGCAAUCAAGCGGCAUACUCUACAGAUAAGGCUAUGGGUCAAAAUUGUGAAUUAUUCAUAAUCGAUGUGCGUACGGCAGAUUCCAGCAUUGCAGAACAGAAUCCAAUUUUGCGUAUACCAAUGUUACCUUCGAAAAUUACUUCUAUGCUCUGGGGGCCUCUAGAUGAAACCAUCAUUACUGGGCACGAUAAUGGACAAAUUUCCAUUUGGGACAUUCGCAAAGGAGGUCGUGAGAUUAAUUCUGUAAAUGAUCACACCGCUGGUAUAAACGAUAUGCAAAUGAACAAAGACGGCACAAUGUUUGUCACUGCUUCCAAGGACACAUCAGCAAAACUAUUCGAUUCCGAAUCUCUAAUGUGUCUCAAGACCUAUAAAACUGAAAGACCUGUGAAUUCAGCUUCAAUUAGUCCGAUUAUGGACCAUGUAGUAUUGGGUGGAGGCCAAGAUGCUAUGGAGGUGACAACAACAUCUACUAAAGCUGGUAAAUUUGAUUCACGUUUCUUCCACUUAAUUUAUGAGGAGGAGUUCGCUCGUCUUAAGGGUCAUUUCGGCCCCAUUAACAGUUUGGCCUUCCAUCCGGAUGGCAAAAGUUAUGCUUCAGGUGGUGAGGAUGGUUUUGUGCGUGUGCAAACGUUUGAUAGUACAUAUUUUGAAAAUAUCUUUGAGUAGAUACAUUCAUGUAUAUAUGUGCUUAUUGAAAUAGUUUACAUUUUAGUCACCUCUGAUAACCUUUUUGUAACUGUAUUUAUGUGAAAUCGAAACUGGUACGCAAAUAUAAUGUUUGCUAAUAAAACAAACCUCAAAAGAUAUGUAAGAACAAGAAGAAAAGCAAAAA
Messenger RNA from Bactrocera tryoni, 1236 nucleotides. RefSeq names its product eukaryotic translation initiation factor 3 subunit I (gene eIF3i). Gene Ontology annotation, cellular component: eukaryotic translation initiation factor 3 complex, eIF3m; cytoplasm. The coding region runs from base 90 to 1070 and encodes 326 amino acids. Gene Ontology annotation, molecular function: protein binding; translation initiation factor activity; RNA binding. Gene Ontology annotation, biological process: cytoplasmic translational initiation. The record is from RefSeq and is a predicted model, not a curated record. The transcript is spliced from 3 exons. Lineage: Eukaryota; Metazoa; Arthropoda; Insecta; Diptera; Tephritidae.